AACAGAAAUAGAUAGCCGGAGACGUCAGGAUGUAAAUUGAAAUCAUAAAUAAAUAUGUCUUCUAGCAGCCGAACUGUUUAGCUAGAUUUCAUGGAAUCUAAAGUGGAAUUUUCCCAACAACAAAAAUGCGAGAGUAGAUAUGCACUUUAUCUAUGUAAUAAUAAAAAGCAUGCAUCGAUUUCUGGAAAUAAACCUAGCAACGAGAAGAAAGAUUCAACUUCGCCUAAAACUGAUUGUGAUGAGCCCAGUGUUUGCUUAUCACUUUUAGAAGGGAAUGUUGAUGCAACACAGGAAACGGUUGUGCGUUGCUAUCUUCUUAAUGUGCUUUCAUCACGUGAAGAUUUGAAGUUUGAAAAUGAAGGAAAAUAUGCAGUUCUGCAUUCCAGUGAAGAAUCAGAAGAUACCUUUGGCUGUUUUUUCCACAGACUAUCAAAAAAUGCUGUUUUGACAACCGAAGAUGAAAUAGGAGGAGAUGGUUCUAAGCAAUAUACUUUCUUCAUCUGUAUGAUUGCACCCGAAAAUGAUAAAAUUAUGGAAUCUUUUUGUCCAGAGCUGAAUGCCUUCUGUUGCACUUUUGUUAAUCUAUUGGAUCCUGAGGACUUUAAAAAUCGGGAAGAUGUCAAACUAAAAUUAAACUCAUGGUAUAACUAUUGCAUAGAGUAUGUUGCACGUGUUAUUAAUAAAUAUGAAACUGACAUACCACUUAUUCUUACUUCUGCUCUUUGGAGUAAUGUUGAAGUUAUCACUGAUAACAAAGAUAAUAAAUGGGACCUUGAAAGAUUUUUUGAUGCUUGUUCUACAAUGACAGCUAGUAACUUAGAGGUUUUGAAUGAUUCAUCGGAAGUACCUGAAGAAAUGCGCUCUUCUUUGAAACUGUGUGAACGAAAUGGCAAAAUAGAAAUCGAAGGCAGAUCAUUAGAAUCCACUCCUUAUUGUUUUAAAUGGUCGGAGAAGCUAAAGAAUUGCAGCAUUAAUGAUCCUAAAGGUUUACAUAGCAUCUUAGAAGGUUUUAAGUUAAAAACAAUUCAAGAUCUGAAUAAUUUAAAAAGACUUCUUCAAAAAGCUGUAAAUGAUUACUACGCCUUAUUCAACGCUUAUCUAUUUCUAAAAGCAUCUGGAUAUGAUGAAAUAUUGCUUUAUCAUGUUAAAAGAGAAGCUCAUGUUGGAAAUGAAGAGGAUAUUCUAGAGGUCAUUAAAUGCCUUCAAGAUUUUAUACAAGAUGAGCGUACAGAAAGUUCGUGACCUUUGUUUUAAAUUAUUUAUUAUUAAAUGGAUUUGUACAUUUUUUGAAGUAAUAAAUUAUCAUUGUGUAUUUAUUGCAAUUAUUAUUUUUUUUACUUUAUGUUUGAUGUGAUUAUGUCAUUCUCAAAUUUGUCUGGUUUACUUGACUGGUUGCAGUCAAAUACAUCUUUAUACUUAUGUCUUAUAAUCAAAAUCCUUGAAUUUUUACUAAAAUUCAAGGGUUAUCUAUUGAAAAUGAAGAAUUUUAGGCUGUAUAAAUAUAAGGUGCAUUUUCAAAUUGUUCUGAUUUAUAAGUACCCAAUGCUUCUGUUAAUUAUAUAUAGUCGAACUUCCGGAACUUGUAAGGUACUUAUCUGGAAGCAAUGCUAAGAAACAGCUUGAAAAUUUUUGAAUUCUGAAAAAAAUUGUGGUUUGUUGCUAUAGUGUCCCAAAUUGUCCAAUUAUAUAUAUAUUUUUAUUGAUUUUUGUAAAAAGAUUUAUCUUAAGUGUUAUUUCUGCUUAAUCUGAUUUUUGUAAACUUAAUUCGCUUCCAAAUAAUGUUUUAAUAAGGUCUUAAGAAUAAACUAAAGUGUUUUUUCA
Molecule: messenger RNA, 1821 nt
Organism: Parasteatoda tepidariorum (common house spider)
Lineage: Eukaryota; Metazoa; Arthropoda; Arachnida; Araneae; Theridiidae
Product: protein Njmu-R1
Cellular component (GO): trans-Golgi network
Source: RefSeq, a predicted model, not a curated record